Messenger RNA from Strongylocentrotus purpuratus (purple sea urchin), 1828 nucleotides. Its product is annotated as evolutionarily conserved signaling intermediate in Toll pathway, mitochondrial. Lineage: Eukaryota; Metazoa; Echinodermata; Echinoidea; Camarodonta; Strongylocentrotidae. Bases 54 to 1250 code for a protein of 398 amino acids. The record is from RefSeq and is a predicted model, not a curated record. The transcript has 5 exons. Gene Ontology annotation, cellular component: mitochondrion.
GGUUUCAAUUUGCAUACAGAUAUAAGUAAGUGAUUAGACCAAAGACUUUAGCCAUGGCCUCCCUAGGACGCCACAUGAUGCGAACUUGCAUGAAGCUUGGGACAACACCUACAAGAAACCUCCCUCUACAGUUUGUGCAAAGACAUUUCCCUAAACAUUAUCAGGCUACGCCAUCAUUUCAUACCUGUGCCAGAUGCCUGAGAGAUUCGGACAUCCCUGCAGGAUCAGGCAUCUCCAGAGUAGAGAGGAAUUCCAUGGUCCUCUCCAAGACUCUCUUUGAGGAGGCCACGCACGAUUCACCAAAUAAAGGUGCUUUCAAGGAGGUCGUCACGACCUUCACGGAGAUGGACAAGAGGCGCAGGGGCCACGUGCAGUUCAUCGAGACCGCCCUGAGGUACAUGAAGGCCUUUGGUGUGGAGAAGGAUGUGGAAGCGUAUAACAUGUUGCUUGAUGUCUUCCCCAAAGGGAAGUACGUUGCUAAGAAUGCUUACCAGUCCAUGUUCAAUCACUUCCCCGAGCAGCAGGUGUGUGGCAUCAAGGUUCUACAGCAGAUGGAAGACAAUGCUGUCUUACCAAACAAUAAUACCAAGGAAAUCCUACUCGCAAUCUUUGGUCGGAAUGCCCAUCCGAUCAAGAAGUACCAGCGUCUGAUGUACUGGUUCCCCAAGUUUCGCAACAUCAAUCCUUUCCCUCUACCCAAGGAAAUGCCAAGCGACCCCAUCAAACUCAGCGAGAUUGGACUCAAGAGAAUAUCAGAAUAUGAAGCAGAGUUCACUGUUUAUAGUGUCGACAGGUCCAGUGAGACAUCAGUAAUGGUCCAAGACCAGGACUAUUCAGACCUUCAAGGCCGGGACUACAUUGCCAGUGUGCAGAGUCCAGAGCAGAAAGAGGACCUGUCCCAGCACCAAAUCUUCAGACCGCUCUAUGUGGAAGGACCAUACACUCUGUGGCUCAAGACAACCGUUCAGUCUUACUAUGUAUUGAGAACAGACCCAUUGGAGUUACAGGAGCCCCUUAUGUAUGAAAGAGGUCAACUUCCCCCAGCACCCACAGAAGGUAACGUCUACGCCAUGUGUAUGGCCAGCGAUGGUGACCGAGGGAUGUUAAAUGAAUGGAUCAAUAGACUACAGGAUGAGAACCCUCACCUAGCCAGGCUCACCGUCAUCUUCAAUCUAUUCGACAAGAAAGGCGAUGGCCAGGAGACGCAGGUCCAUCAUAUAGGGGAGGGAACAAAGAUGCUGGGGAGUUGAUGAUAAUUAAUUUGCAUAGAUGCCUAUAUUGUGUUAAUACUAUACAUACUUAUACUGAAUUGAAUUGGCAUAAUGGCUUCUUCAUCCUAUUCAACAAGAGAGGCGAUGGCCAGGAAACAAAAGUGCUUCGUUUGGGGGAGGGAACCAAAACGAUUAGAAGUUGAGGAUGAUUAAUUUGCAUAGAAGCAUAAUACAGUGAAUAGAAUUGGCAAAGUUUCUUCUUCAUCCUAUUCACCCAAACAGGGGAUUUCCAGGAAGCGAAGGUGCAUCAUAAAGGGGAAGGAACAAAGAUGCUUGAAAGUUGAUGAUCAUUACUUGGCAUGGAUGCACACACUGUGUUAAUGAUAUGUAUCUUAAUACUGCAAUGGACAAAACUGACCGAUUAAACUUCAAUAUGUGAAACAGGAAUCCCAAGUCUAUCUCAAUGAGACAAAGAUGUAAGGGAGUUGGUGAUAAUUGAUUUGCAUAAAUGUAUACGUUAUGUUUAUUGUUAUACAGUCAAACCCGUCUUUAACAACCGCCCAAGGUAAACACAAAAAGUGGUCUUUGUAGACAUGGCGUCUUUGAAGACAGGUUUC